Carlito syrichta (Philippine tarsier) is the source of this 6469-nucleotide messenger RNA. It is a transcript of the gene GRM5, whose product is annotated as glutamate metabotropic receptor 5. The record is from RefSeq and is a predicted model, not a curated record. Gene Ontology annotation, cellular component: postsynaptic density membrane. Lineage: Eukaryota; Metazoa; Chordata; Mammalia; Primates; Tarsiidae. Gene Ontology annotation, biological process: trans-synaptic signaling by endocannabinoid, modulating synaptic transmission; regulation of synaptic transmission, glutamatergic; G protein-coupled glutamate receptor signaling pathway. The coding region runs from base 1 to 2508 and encodes 835 amino acids. Gene Ontology annotation, molecular function: G protein-coupled receptor activity involved in regulation of postsynaptic membrane potential; adenylate cyclase inhibiting G protein-coupled glutamate receptor activity. The transcript has 9 exons.
AUGCCGGGCUCCUUUCAAAUUAUUUUGGCAGGUGUGUUGGCUGUUCAGCAGUUAUUGGGAAGAAGAAUGAGGGAAACAGAGACCAAACUCUCACUUCCUUCUGUAGUUCUGUGGCCUGCGCUGUCCCAUGUGUUACAAGCCAGAUCGGAAGGACUGAGACUGGCAUCUGAAUCUGGAAGUAGAAAACAAAGCAUAAAGAAAAAUCAGGAAAGAAACCAGAAUGGUGAAUGUCUGAAGCCUCUUGUGGGCAUCACAUCAGGUUCUCUGACUCUGAGAACACAUCAUGUUCAAGAUUCCAAAAUGGGAUUUGUGAUCAAUGCCAUCUAUUCCAUGGCCUAUGGACUCCACAACAUGCAGAUGUCACUCUGCCCUGGCUAUGCCGGACUCUGUGAUGCAAUGAAGCCAAUUGACGGACGGAAACUUUUGGAGUCCCUGAUGAAAACCAAUUUUACUGGAGUUUCUGGAGAUAUGAUCCUAUUUGAUGAGAAUGGAGACUCUCCAGGAAGGUAUGAAAUAAUGAAUUUCAAGGAAAUGGGAAAAGAUUAUUUUGAUUACAUCAAUGUUGGAAGUUGGGACAAUGGAGAAUUAAAAAUGGAUGAUGAUGAAGUGUGGUCCAAGAAAAGCAACGUCAUCAGAUCUGUGUGCAGUGAACCAUGUGAGAAAGGCCAGAUAAAGGUGAUCCGGAAGGGAGAAGUCAGCUGUUGUUGGACCUGCACACCUUGUAAAGAGAAUGAGUAUGUUUUUGAUGAGUACACCUGCAAGGCGUGCCAGCUGGGAUCCUGGCCCACUGAUGAUCUUACAGGUUGCGAUUUGAUCCCAGUACAGUAUCUUCGAUGGGGUGACCCGGAGCCCAUUGCAGCUGUGGUGUUUGCCUGCCUUGGCCUGCUGGCCACCCUGUUUGUUACUGCAGUCUUCAUCAUUUACCGCGAUACUCCAGUAGUCAAGUCCUCCAGCAGGGAACUCUGCUACAUCAUCCUCGCUGGCAUCUGCCUGGGAUACUUAUGUACCUUCUGCCUCAUUGCAAAGCCCAAGCAGAUUUAUUGUUACCUUCAGAGAAUUGGCAUUGGUCUCUCUCCAGCCAUGAGCUACUCAGCCCUCGUAACAAAGACCAAUCGUAUUGCAAGGAUCCUGGCCGGCAGCAAGAAAAAGAUCUGUACCAAAAAACCCAGAUUCAUGAGUGCCUGUGCCCAGCUAGUGAUUGCUUUCAUUCUCAUAUGCAUCCAGUUGGGCAUCAUAGUUGCCCUCUUUAUAAUGGAGCCUCCUGAUAUAAUGCAUGACUACCCAAGCAUUCGGGAAGUCUACCUGAUCUGUAAUACCACCAACCUAGGAGUUGUCACACCUCUUGGAUACAAUGGAUUGUUAAUUUUGAGCUGCACCUUCUAUGCGUUCAAGACCAGAAAUGUUCCAGCUAACUUCAAUGAGGCCAAGUAUAUUGCCUUCACAAUGUAUACCACCUGCAUUAUAUGGCUGGCCUUUGUGCCAAUCUACUUUGGCAGCAACUACAAAAUCAUCACCAUGUGUUUUUCGGUCAGCCUCAGUGCCACAGUGGCCCUUGGCUGCAUGUUUGUGCCAAAGGUGUACAUCAUUCUGGCCAAACCAGAGAGAAAUGUGCGCAGCGCCUUCACCACCUCAACUGUGGUACGCAUGCACGUAGGGGAUGGCAAGUCGUCCUCCGCAGCCAGCAGAUCCAGCAGCCUCGUCAACCUGUGGAAGCGGAGGGGCUCCUCUGGGGAAACCCUAAGGUACAAAGACAGGAGACUGGCCCAGCACAAGUCGGAAAUAGAGUGUUUCACCCCCAAAGGGAGUAUGGGGAAUGGUGGGAGAGCCACAAUGAGCAGCUCUAACGGAAAAUCCGUCACGUGGGCCCAGAAUGAGAAGAGCACCCGGGGGCAGCACCUGUGGCAGCGGCUGUCCGUCCACAUCAACAAGAAAGAGAACCCCAACCAAACGGCGGUCAUCAAGCCCUUCCCCAAGAGCGCCGAGACAUCGCUGCACUCGGAGCCCGCGGCGCGCAGCAGCUCGUCGCAGGGCUCGCUCAUGGAGCAGAUCAGCAGCGUGGUGACCCGCUUCACGGCCAACAUCAGCGAGCUCAACUCCAUGAUGCUGUCCACCGCGGCCCCGGGGCCCGGCGCGGGCGCCCCGCUCUGCUCGUCCUACCUGAUCCCCAAAGAGAUCCAGCUGCCCACGACGAUGACGACGUUCGCCGAGAUCCAGCCCCUGCCGGCCAUCGAGGUCACGGGCGGUGGCGCGCAGCCCGCAGCGGGGGCCCCGGCGGCUGGGGGCACUGCCCGGGAGACCCCCGCGGCCGGGCCGGAGGCUGCGGCCGGCAAGCCAGACCUGGAGGAGCUGGUGGCCCUCACGCCGCCGUCCCCCUUCAGAGACUCGGUGGACUCGGGGAGUACCACCCCCAACUCACCAGUGUCCGAGUCGGCCCUCUGUAUCCCGUCGUCUCCCAAAUAUGACACUCUUAUCAUAAGAGAUUACUCUCAGAGCUCCUCGUCGUUGUGAAAGCCACUGGAAGCCACGCUGGGUUCCGCGUGCAGAGCCGAGACCUCCGGUGUUCACACAGACGCAGUGACACGCAGUCACCUGCUUAAGACCGAGGUGGAAGAAGCCAAGUACACCCUGUUAUGGAAACAUGAGAUGAAUCGUGCUAUUUCGCAACAACCGACGAAGACACCAACCACGAGUUUUUCGGCAGAUUUUCUUCUAGUGGCCUUAGAAAACAUGGGCUUUUAAGAACCACUGCUUAUAUUUUUGAGGGCUGACACGGAGUCUGUUCAAAGUUACAUACCAAGUGCUUUGCGCUAGGGAAGGAGUGAGUGUGAAACAGCAUCAUGGAGGGUGAAAAGCAUAGUUAAUAAGCAACUGUAAAAAGUUUUAUUUGUUUACUUUCCUUCUUUUCCCAGAAGAGUCUUUGAUUCACCAACCAUGAAUGUACAUUUUCUAACAAACUCAAAAUCUGGGACUGAAACUCCAACAUCUCUCUCUCUCUCUUUCCUUUAAAGACCUUGAAAAGCAGGAACUUGGGCCCAGUAUUUACAUUGUUGUGAGUGCGACCCAUGCAUAACACACGACUGGAUGGUGAGUGCUGCACUGUUGUACUGUGUAGGGCUUCUACCAGAGACUUUCCUCUACAAUUUGGUUGUGAAAUACUCUUCCAAAAGCCUGCAUCGGGGAUUCCACCUAGUUAUUUCAGAUUCACCUCCAUUAACCAAGAAAACCAGUGGAAGAUUUCUUGACUAUUUCACCAUGUUGCCAAUCAAUACUGGAGUAGCAAAAAAAUAUUUUCUGGAAUACUGUUUUGUAAUUCCCUCACUGGGGUGCAAUUGUGUAGCUGGAAAUUCUCUUUAUAAUAAUAAUUCUUGAGCUCCAGCUGGCUAUCUCUUUCAUGAAACACAGCCACUCCUCCUUAUGAAUGCUGUUCCGUUAGCAUUGCCAGCUAAAAUACUAAAAUACGCAUUGGGGCUUCUUCAUUCCUUUCUUUUGAGAACCUGAUGCACAAAAAGCUCCUCUAUUCUUUUUGAGUUCCACCACUUGGAAGAGUGGUCCAUAGACCCAAUGAAGACAUUGUCAUGAUUCUAGGGACUGUUGUUGAAAGAAUUAACACAAUCUUAAUACACUGAAAAUUUCAAACUGUGUCAAGUCAGCUUAGUGGAGAGAUAACUGUGCCAAUGAGCAAUGAUUUUUAACUAUUCUUGGCUGCUUAAUCAGGGCAGCUAUGAACUAUGACAAACAUAGAUUUUUCAAAGCAAUACAGAAUACUAAAACAGAGGAACCUUAAUAAAUAUCAACCAUACAAUCUUUCUCAGCCAUUCCAAAAAGAGGCAAAGCAAUUAUUAAUAUUUUCUUUUAGAAAUAACUAUUAACAUGAUUUUGUGCACUUCAUACUGUCACUUUUUAAAAACUGCAGAAAAGAAAUCUAGAGCUAUAAUGGAAACACACGUGCUUUGAUAUUCUCAAAUAGGUAAAAUUCAUAGUUUAAGACCUGCAUCCACUGUCAUCUCUUCCUCCCAUUGCAGCAGCUAUCCUCAGGUACCAAAUGUUUUGAUUUUUCAGUAAGGAUAGUAAUACAAGGAGGAGGUGUCCUAUACAUUUAAAUUUCAGUUGACCUAGCCUUAUACUAAAGAUAGCCUUAUGAAAAAGAUUUGCUGGGAGGCAGAAGUAUAUUUUUAGCAGAGAGAAAAAUAAAUUAAACUCUUUAGCUCAAUAUUCUUCUUUUGGUAACUAUUUUUUAUUUCACAUCUACUUAUAAGAAAAAUGAGAAAUGAAAGUCUGCACGUCUACCAGUUAUAAUAAACAUACUACUUGUUGACUUUUCUUUCUGAUAUCUGUUCUUAUUUGAAAUUUUAAGUCAAAGCUCCCAAUAUAAAGUAUUAAAAACUAACAUUACUUUAAUAAAAUAUUAAUUUUUAAAAGAUCAAACCUCUCAUGACAGAUUUGAAAAUAACAGCUUAAGAGCACCCUGAUCCCAAAUAUUAUAAUGAGGCUCUUGAAGCAUAAGUGGAAUCUACCUAAGUUUCAUGGUUACAUUAAAAGCAAAUGUCUGCCUCUACCAAAAACCAAAUGUAAAUAUUUUGACAUAUUAAUACCCCCUGAAUCCUCAUCAAAAGGGUAGCAUUCACCUAGAGAUUACUAUCUGGAUUUCUUAAGCGUUGAAACUUUUCUAGAUAUAUUCUCUCUAUGUUUUAAAAGUUAUUUCAUGAAAUCCUUAUAUUGAUUUUAAUUUUAUUCUCAAGUUCAAUAAAUUUCACUCUAUUGAUCAAUAAAAGAACAUUUUUAAACUGUCUCCAUGACCAAAUUCAUUUUCUAAUUUUUUAGUAACAUAUCUCUUCAAAAAGUACACUACCUUAUAAGAAACUUCAUUAGAAAUUAAAAUUUAAUGCAAGUAAAUUGCCAUCUGAUAAUUCCACAUAUCAUAAACUGUAAUAAUAAAAAGAAUUUACCCAAUUAGAAGAGAACAAGAUAUAUUUUUUCUGUGUAUUUCUGUAUAACUUUUGCCAUUUCAUUGAAUACAUUGUAUAUUGGACAUAAGAUUACUAGCAGUGCAUUCUUGAGAUCUUUUAUUUUGGAAUGAUGCUAACUCUGUCUCUUUGCCAAUUCUAACACCAGGUUCCAAUAAUAACUCUAUAAUACAAAGAGAACUGAAUAUUCAUUCUAGGGCUAGGAUAUGAACCUCACAAUUCAUUUGGGUACCGAUUUUCAUUGAAUUUCAUUGAAAACAAUCUGCUCCUGGUGCCCAAUAUUAAUUCAGUUGGGACCAGUAUGACUAAAAGGAAGGGGAAAUGCUAAGGCUCAGUGAAGUGACCCUAAAGGUGAGACUGCCCCAGGAUGAAAACCUGGUUUGAUCAAAUUCUACUGGCUUAGCAGUCUACUCGUCCUUCUUUUCUGGGAGAGGAGUGGAGGCGGCCUGCAGAUAUAUCUGGACUGGGGAGAACUGCCUUUCUGGGCUAGGAGUGGAGAACAGAAAGGGAGUAUAGAAAGAAAAAAAUAUAAGAGAUUUAAUUGAAGCAAGAGAAAAAAGCAAAUCCCCCAAUGUGCUAAUCCUUGAAAGAACCAGUCUUUCCCAAACUACUGCUGCUACCAGCAAGUAAUCAGGAAGACUAGGAGCUAUUUCUGACUGUAAAUGAAUUGUAUAAUGACUCUGCUGCAGUUCUGUGACUUCCAAACCAGGAAUUAAACACUCUUUUUAAAAAAAAGAAAAAAGAAAAAAAAAACAUUUCCUAUGCUAGUCUCCCAGCAAAAUGUACAUGUUUCGGAGACUUCAAAGGUAUUAUCUGAGUUCACAUUUAGCAACAGCUUAUUAAUAACCCUUAAGCUGUAAGAAUCUCUAUAGUUACCAUUUACAAUUUUAUACUGUGAAAAAAUACAGAUCAGUGAAAGCAUAAAGAUAAAUCAGAAUUCACUUUGAAUAGGUUUUGAGGCCUGGAAAAUUCUCUACUGUCUAUUGAAGAAUGAGGCAUGUAUAAAAUAGUUGGCUAAUUUCACUGAUCUUCCCAAUGUGAACAAAUAUACUAUGUAUAUUGUGUGUAUUUCUAGAAAUCAAUGGCAGCUGCUGAUGGUGUUGUAAUUAGAAAUCUAUAUAGAAUAUAGAUGUUUUAGAAAGAUGGUGCCAAUCCUAAAAGAUUUGUGUGGGCUACAAGUGCUUGUACUUACUUUUUUCUGCACUUAUAACUGAUUUGGUUUUAAAAUUGUGUGCGUGUAUCUGUUCUUUUUCUGUUGUUGCAGCUUGUACUAUUAAAAUAAUCGAGAAUGUUAAAUUAUUUUGAUGUGAAUUGCAAAUGAUUUUUUUCAUAAAGUUUAACAUUUUUAUCACCAUUGUUUCGCUUUGUACUUGUAUAAAUGUUUUAUUUUAGCAUUUUAAAAUACACUUGCCUGUUUCUCAGUUGUCUAAAUCAUGCUAUAGUUGGUGUUUGUGAAGCCAGUAACUUUUUGAAAAACAUUAAAAAAGACUAUGAUAUGACUUUAA